AUGUCUAAAGAAAAUCUUUUUCCGCAUCGUUGUUCACCAUCGAGCUUAUGCCCAAUCUGUGGGAAGUGUGAUGAAUCAAUUGAGCACAUUCUUUUUCAAUGCCCAUGGGCAAGGGCCAUCAGGCAAGGUAAUGACUUCAGUUGGUAUAUCUGGAAAGCGAGAAAUAACUGGGUCUUUAAUCAUAACCCCUCAUCUCCUUCACAAGUCUUGGCACAAGUGGGGGACUACUGGCAGGAGAUCUCGAAUUUGCAGCUCAUGGCUCGUGCUCAAAACGGCUCUGUCAGGCCUGCUCUUGGUUCGGUGAGGUGGACACCUCCUGACCAAGGACACUACAAGCUUAAUUGUGAUGCCAGCUUUGCCAAGGAUUGCUCGAAAACAUCGUUGGUAGUAAUUCUAAGGGACUGGAGAGGCAACCUCGUAGAUGGCACCACUACUAUGGUCCACGUGUCUUCAACAAUUCAAAGUGAAGCCCGAGCAGUUCGAAUGGCCUAUGCCUUUUCUCAAACCCUCAAUUUCUCACAAAUUCAAGUGGAGAAUGGCAGCCAAUCUGUUAUCAAAUCGAGAGUUUUUGAGCUAGUGCCCCCAUGGGAUUGUCAGGCUAUCAUCCAUGACAUUCAUUCUGCCAAAUCCAAUUGCCUCCUCUCUUUCCGCCACCGAGGGGCAAAUCGGCUGCUCAGUGGUUAG
Molecule: messenger RNA, 684 nt
Organism: Camellia sinensis
Lineage: Eukaryota; Viridiplantae; Streptophyta; Magnoliopsida; Ericales; Theaceae
Product: putative ribonuclease H protein At1g65750
Molecular function (GO): RNA-DNA hybrid ribonuclease activity; nucleic acid binding
Source: RefSeq, a predicted model, not a curated record